GUGUAAGAAGACCGUUUCAGAAACCGUUAGUCUCUCUCUUCCACGCUUCUUUCCUUUCCUUUCCAUUCCACCAUUUCGAAAAUCCCAUUUCUCUACUUCUUUGUUCUUUCCUUCCCUUUUCCUCCAAACCCUAACUCCCUCUCUCUAUACACUGUAAAUUUCACCAACCAAUAAUCCAUAGCUAAAAUUCUGUAUACAACGAAGACUUUUGGUCUUUGAAGCUAAGUCAGCUCCGAUCUUGAUAGAUCGGCGAUCGUCUCUAUCUCUUUGAAUUUGAUCGGAUUUGGUAGAUUUUGAGAGUGUGUGUGUGUGUGUGAUAGAGAUAUGGCGAAUUUGCAGCAGAAGAUCGACUACGUGUUCAAGGUGGUGUUGAUCGGAGACUCGGCGGUUGGGAAAUCACAGCUGCUUGCUCGGUUCGCGAGGAACGAGUUCAGUUUAGACUCCAAAGCCACCAUCGGUGUCGAGUUCCAAACCAGGACGCUCCUCAUCGAUCACAAAACCGUCAAGGCUCAGAUUUGGGACACUGCUGGUCAAGAAAGAUACAGAGCAGUGACUAGUGCAUACUACAGAGGUGCAGUGGGGGCAAUGCUAGUCUAUGACAUCACCAAGCGUCAAUCAUUUGAUCAUGUAGCUAAGUGGUUAGAGGAGUUACGGGGCCAUGCCGACAAAAAUAUUGUCAUCAUACUUGUAGGCAACAAGUCUGACUUGGGGUCCCUUCGAGCUGUACCUGUUGAGGACGCCAAAGAGUUUGCCGAAAGGGAGAACCUCUUCUUUAUGGAGACAUCAGCCCUUGAGGCCACUAAUGUUGAAUCAGCUUUCCUCACAAUCCUCACAGAAAUCUAUCGAAUCAUCAGCAAGAAGGCUCUUAUUGCCAAUGAUGAACAUGAAUCUGGAGGAAAUUCAUCACUUCUCACAGGAACAAAGAUUGUUGUCCCUGGUCAGGAGCCAGUUGAACCUGUACGGAGAUUCAGCUGUUGCAGUUCUUGAUAGGAUUGUCUUCGCUGACCUUGUGCCACAUGGGCUGCUGCAUUUUAUAGCUUAGGUGAUGCUCCUCCACCACCCUCCCUCUCUCUCUUUGGGUAUAAUAUUUACUGUUGGUUAAUGUCUGACAUGGUUGCAACCUUCAACUUUCAGGAAUAUUGUUGUACAAAACCUUUUUUGUAUUACAGGUAAUCAAAAAUAUUUUUCCCCCUCUUGUAAGAAGUUGGUGGUGGUUAAUUUGCAAAUGGAUUUUGGAUAAGUUAAAACUUAAGAUUUCUAUGAAUUCAACAUGACAGUAGUUGUCUGUAGCUAAAA
Quercus robur (English oak) is the source of this 1296-nucleotide messenger RNA. RefSeq names its product ras-related protein RGP1-like. Lineage: Eukaryota; Viridiplantae; Streptophyta; Magnoliopsida; Fagales; Fagaceae. Bases 325 to 987 code for a protein of 220 amino acids. Gene Ontology annotation, cellular component: endosome. Gene Ontology annotation, molecular function: GTPase activity; GTP binding. The transcript is spliced from 2 exons. The record is from RefSeq and is a predicted model, not a curated record.